Molecule: messenger RNA, 1435 nt
Organism: Dermacentor silvarum
Lineage: Eukaryota; Metazoa; Arthropoda; Arachnida; Ixodida; Ixodidae
Product: PSME3-interacting protein
Exons: 5
Coding region: 221-997 (258 amino acids)
Cellular component (GO): nucleus
Source: RefSeq, a predicted model, not a curated record
CGCCAAAUCCUACAAUGAUAUAAUGGCGGUGUAGCACGAUAUACGACUGCAGUGCUUCAUUAUAGUCAACGCCUAUCAUUUGUCAUUAUUACAAAGCGCUCAUUCCCUGCUACUAAACGAGUUAUCGGGGGAAUAAGUUGUGCGUACAGUUGUAGCUGCAUCAAAUGCUGCAGUAAUCCUGAGAUUGCCUGGUGCGCACUGGAAAAAGUGCACGUUCACAAUGAGUUUUGCAGGUAGCACCUCUAGCACCUCGCAGGACACGAUUCCUAAGUUCAAGUCGUUCGUGUCUGAAAGCGAGCUUGAAGAAAUACGCAGGAAAAGGCAAGAAGAAUGGGAAAAAGUCAGAAAGGCGGAUGAUCCAGUUGAGGCUCCUGAAGAAGAAUAUGAUCCUAGAUCAUUGUACGAAAGACUAGAAGAGCAGAGGCUGAAGAAGCAAGCAGACUAUGAAGAAGCACACAAGCUCAAGAACAUGAUUCGAGGCCUGGACGACGAUGAGGUCACAUUCCUCGAAUUUGUUGACAUGCGGAAGCAAGAGAUUGAAUCACAACGAAUGAAAGAAGACAUGCAAGAGAUUCAGGAGUAUAGGAAAGCUGUUGCCACACUAUCUGAAGAGGCGUUGGAAGCUAAAAGGCUUGAAAUAAAGAAAGGUACUGCAGCUGCUGCCGCACCUGGUCAAGGAAAGAAAAGCCAGCUGUCUCUGCUGUCAGGUGCUGUGAAGCGGAAGUGUGCGGACUCAACUGAUGCGGAAAAGAAGCAGCGUACAAACAGUUCUGGUGACGAAGAACGGAGCCAGUCGCCUGACGAACGAGUGCGAGUGCAAGCCCCACUGACUGCGCUCCGUUGUCUUGGCGUCCUCCCUGGCCUCGGUGUAUACACAGACAGCAGUGAUUCGGAGAACUCAUCAUUCAGUGACGAAGCUGACUUAGAGCUGGACCUUGUGGGGCGGAGACGCCAGGCACCCAUACAUCAGGCUGACCGCUCUCCGAAACCCAACUAGGCCCUGCUUGUUCCAUUCCACUGUGCUGCCGCAUUCGCCAGGAGUGAACUGAGGUGCAGGACACUUGUGUGAGCAUGUGCAGUUUUUAGCGUCAGAUCUGCAUUUACACAUGCACUGACAUGGUUAUGUGGAUGAUAGGAUGCAAUUAUAAAGAAUUGACAUCGUAGAGCGCAGUGGCAGCUACCUGCUGCAUUAGCUCAGAGGGAAAAUAUUUUUAAAAAAAGAAAGAAAACCACUGCUGUGUUGGUUGUUUUAAAAAUAGGUUAUAAGGGAGUUAAUAUCAACUCAAGGAUGCAACAUUGAAAGUUGAAAAAGUGCUGCUUAUCCAUGCAGGUUGAUGGUAUCAUUGAAAAAUAAGGCAAUGUUCUAUCUGUACCAAUAAUAAUAGCGUUCACAGUUCAGAUAUUAAAGCGAAGCUUUCCUUGCCUCUUCCUUCGA